Paramisgurnus dabryanus is the source of this 1266-nucleotide messenger RNA. It is a transcript of the gene gar1, whose product is annotated as GAR1 homolog, ribonucleoprotein. Gene Ontology annotation, biological process: ribosome biogenesis; snoRNA guided rRNA pseudouridine synthesis. Gene Ontology annotation, cellular component: box H/ACA snoRNP complex. Gene Ontology annotation, molecular function: box H/ACA snoRNA binding. NCBI's taxonomy places the organism in Eukaryota, Metazoa, Chordata, Actinopteri, Cypriniformes, Cobitidae. The record is from RefSeq and is a predicted model, not a curated record.
AAACCGGUAGUCAGAUUUACGGCAGAUAGUCUGGCACAUGUGUUUACAGAGUCAACAGCGUGGACUUUCAUAGAAGCCUAACCGAUCAUCUUUAAAGGUCUUUACCAUGUCAUUCCGCGGGGGUGGUGGUCGAGGGGGUCGUGGCGGUGGUUUUAAUAGAGGCGGUGGUCGGGGUGGUGGAUUUGGAGGUGGUCGGGGUGGUGGAUUUGGAGGCGGUAGAGGUGGCGGAUUUGGAGGCAGAGGUGGAUUUAACAGACAACAAGACUAUGGACCACCGGAACACGUUGUCGCCUUAGGGGAGUUCAUGCACCCUUGUGAGGACGAAAUUGUCUGUAAAUGUGUGACGGAGGAAAACAAAGUUCCCUAUUUCAACGCUCCUGUUUAUCUGGAAAACAAAGAACAGAUUGGAAAAGUGGAUGAGAUCUUUGGUCAGCUUCGUGAUUUUUAUUUUUCUGUCAAACUUUCUGAAAAUAUGAAGGCAUCCUCCUUCAAGAAGUUACAGAAGUUCUACAUUGACCCCAUGAAGCUGCUACCCCUCCAGAGAUUUCUCCCCAGGCCUCCAGGUGAGAAAGGGCCGCCUCGUGGAGGCAGAGGAGGAAGAGGUGGGAGAGGAGGUGGAUUUCGCGGAGGUCGGGGAGGAGGGUUUGGUGGUCGAGGAGGAGGAGGCUUUGGUGGUCGAGGAGGUGGCUUUGGUGGACGUGGAGGUGGUGGUGGCGGUGGAGGAUUCAGAGGAAGUAGAGGUGGAGGUGGUGGACGUGGAUUUAGAGGUGGACGAUGAUGAAGGUCUAUGUGGAUAUGCUAUCUUGUAUUAUCAUCUGCAGAAAAAAGAAACUUCUGGGGAGAAGGCAGAAGCAGCUUUUGGGACAAAUACAGUCUUUAGACUGUUACUUGAUGCCUCUCUUGUACAGCUGAACUUUUUUACUUGCUUUUGUACCAUAUGUAGUUUUUUCAGCAGUUGAAUUUUUAUUUGUUGUAUUUGAUAGGGCUGAUGUUUUAAGUUGCACGUGUCUGUGUACAAGAUGGCAUGUGUCUCCCACAAACUUGAACUGGUUGGACUGGAAGUUAAAUCAGUACCAACCUGUUUAGCAUCAAGGUUAUAUUAUGUAUUGUGGAAAAGUGCAGAAAGAAGCCAGUGCCUCUAAAAUCAAUAAUGUUAAACCUUUUAUUGCUGGUUGUACUGGAUCUCUUCAUUUUUGUCAUUGAAAUGAACUAUAGUUCUAAUCCGUUACCAUGGACUUGCAAAAUAAAAUCUGUGGUAUACAUACA